Molecule: messenger RNA, 2402 nt
Organism: Juglans regia (Persian walnut)
Lineage: Eukaryota; Viridiplantae; Streptophyta; Magnoliopsida; Fagales; Juglandaceae
Product: protein ABSCISIC ACID-INSENSITIVE 5
Exons: 6
Coding region: 283-1572 (429 amino acids)
Biological process (GO): positive regulation of DNA-templated transcription
Cellular component (GO): nucleus
Molecular function (GO): DNA-binding transcription factor activity
Source: RefSeq, a predicted model, not a curated record
AUAAGCUAAGAAAGAACAUGAUGUACUCAUGCAUGUGUAGCCGUUUUGUGAGAGGCGGCUUUGCUGGAUAGCUCGAAGCUUCGAGAUCUCAUGUUCAAUACGAUUAAAACUUAAAAGGAGGAGUAAAGAGCAUAAUUAAUCAGCGUCUCUUUGCUCGCAAACGCUGGGCUACUGCUUGUAUGACCAUUAAGCUAAAGGUAAACCCUAUCUUGUACGCUCCAAAGCGCAGGUGCAUUUAAUUGCCAUCAUCAUCACCUAGCUACUAGCUGCAAUCUGAUCUGCAUGACAAAGAUGGUGACCACGGAGUCCGAGAUGAUCUCCGAAGGCCAGGUCGAGUCGUCACUAUUAGCAGAUCAACAGCCCAAGAUCAAUCCUUUCUCGUCGCUCGGAAGACAAUCAUCAAUAUACUCCCUCACUCUCGACGAGUUCCAGCACACGCUCUGCGAGAGCGGCAAGAAUUUCGGGUCCAUGAACAUGGAUGAGUUCCUCACCAGUAUUUGGACUGCCGAAGAAAACCAAGCUGUCAACACCACCGCCACCACCAUCACCAAUGUUAUCGCCGCUAAUAAUAUGAGCAGCCACACCCAGCUGUCUCUAAGCGAAGCGCAUACUGAGAGGGGAAUAGCAAAGCAGCCAAGCUUGCCACGACAAGGUUCGCUCACGCUCCCGGCACCUCUCUGUAGGAAAACGGUGGACGAAGUCUGGUCUGAAAUCCACAAAGGACAGCAUCAGAGUAAUAGUACUAGCCAUAAAAAUGGUGAUAACAUUCAGAAUCCCGAGUGUGGCGCUCGCCAGCCGACUUUCGGAGAGAUGACCUUGGAGGAUUUUCUGAUAAAAGCAGGGGUGGUGAGGGAACCGAGUGCAAUGCCAGUAUCACAACCCCAACCUCAGCAGCAGUACGGGGUAUACCAGAAUAAAAAUUCCACAGCGGGUCCUAGUUUCGCAACUAGGCCUACAACAGGAUUUGGUGGCGCUGGUGGUGCGAGUACUGUUCCAACUCACCAAACAAUGCCACAGGGUGCUGGUGGGGCUAUUGGAGAGUCGUUAGGGUAUGCUGGAAAUGGCAAGAGGAGUGGGGGAUACCCACCCGGGCCACCGGCGCCUGUUUGUUAUGGUGGAAGGGUAGUGAACGGUGCUGGUGGAUAUGGGGCGGCGCCAGCAAUGGGAGUGGUGGCACCGGUUAGUCCUGUUUCUUCUGAUGGGUUGUGCACAACUCAGGUUGAUAACUCGGGCAAUCAAUUUGGACUGGACAUGGGGGGACUAAGGGGAAGGAAGAGGAUCAUAGAUGGUCCCGUGGAGAAGGUGGUGGAGAGGAGACAAAGGAGGAUGAUCAAGAAUAGAGAGUCCGCGGCCAGAUCUAGAGCCAGGAAACAGGCAUACACAGUUGAACUAGAAGCAGAACUGAACCAAUUAAGAGAAGAGAACAUAGACCUUAAACAGGCUCUGGCAGAAAUUGAGAGGAAAAGAAACCAACAGUAUUCUGAAGAGAUGAAAACGAAAGUUCAAACCAAGGCUCAAAAAGCUAAAGAGAAACUGAGGGUGUUGAAAAGGAACCAAAGUUGCCCCUUGUGAUGUAAGGAUCAGUACUUGAUCAAUGUGUAUUGAGAAAUGAAACCUGAAAGGUCAAACCAAGGCAAGAUCAAAAGCUAAAUGGAUGAAGCCUGAAGGUGAUCAUGAGAAGAAAUUCGAUUUCCUCAUUGUGAAGCAACUAAAUCAUAAUUGUAUUAUGCGUGCGAUGCAUUACAUAGGAUUAGCUUAUUGAGACUAAUAUAUUAAAUUAUUAAUCACUACUUAAUCAAUGUAUCAAAAGCUAGCUGCACUUGGUGUUGUACGUGGCCUUUACACGUUUAUAUAUACAUAAACUCCUUUCUUCAUAGCUUGCAGACAACUUCUGGCUCUUCUGGUUCUUGCAGACAGCGCCCUGUUCUUGCACUUUGGUGCUCGUUUUUCAGUCCGAGUCUCCCAGGAUGAUACAAAGCUGUAAGCAUAGACUCGCUUCAGUAUUGCUUGAUGUUCUUGCCCGCGGCCGGUAUCCCUUACCAAACGCAUUGCUUUCUAUAUACGUGUGUCCGUGUCUUAGUCUAUCUUGACACUCAAGAAGACAGAACCUUCAUGCUCCACUGGGGCAGCUACACACCCGAACGGAGAAAGGCUAUGUACACUGAUCAGUUUGAUGCCCUGUUUAGAAACGGAACCUGGGUGAAACAUGUCACCCACUUCGGCCCAGAACAUUAAUGUUGGCUGCAAGUGUGUCUGUCUGUGUGUGAAAGCUCAAACGACAAGCUGGCGGGACAAAGAAGUCAAAGCUUGUUUAGUCCCCAUAGGGCAUGCUGAUGAUAUAUAUUGUUUUUUGGAACAAUCGAAUAAGUCCUACUAAUAUUGCAUUAGUUAUUCAGACGCCA